UUUUUCUUUAGCAGCGGUUCAUUUAAGCAUUUUUUUUUUGUUGGAAAUGGAAAGAAGAGUUAUAGAAAUGGACUAAUAACAAUUUUCUGAUUCAUAAAUUACAAAUUUGUAAACAGAAAGAAAUGGAGAUCAAACCCUGAUUUCGACUUUAAUAACCAAAGUUAGGUACGAAUUCUCUUAAUGAGGGUUGGUUAGUGGAGAAAAUUCACGUAUUGAAUGACAUCAUGAAUGCAUUGAUGGGGGCUGGCCUCUCUAUAUGGUAGUGAUUAUUAUGAUUGGGAAAUUGAACAUUGUAUCAUAAAUUAGUGGUAUUGUGCUUGCAGGACCGCCUCUUGUAUAUAAUCUUUUAUGAGUUGUAACAACGUAGAAGAAAAUAAAAAUAAUUAAAUUUAAAUAAAUAAAAAUGCUUGUAUCUUUUUUCCUUGUGGAAAAAAAAAAGAUAGAUGAAUAAUAUGACUUAAUUUGUCUUGUUCAUUGAUUUGUGACCAAGAGAAGGUUCAUGGAAGUUGUGGUCCAAUUUGUAAACUGGACCCCCAAAGUUGUAAUAAUUGAGGCAACUUGUCAAGAAAGAUCAGAAGUCUUGUUUGCAAGUUUGCAUAAUCAUUCUCGUAAAUCAUAACAUUUUCGUAAAAUCCAGAGAGAUGGCAGCUUAUGCAGCUCUAGUUUCUCUUAUGAAUACUAUGGAUCAUGUCCAAAAUGAUCCUCGUCUUUCGAGAUAUCUUGACCAGAAGCAGGUUGAAUCUCUUGGUGAGAAGGUUGGUUUCUUGCUUGAUUUCAUAGAGACUUGUCAUUCUCAUGGAGGUAGCAGAGAAGAAGUUUUGGAGAGCCGAAUUGCAUUUGCAGCUCAUGCGGCUGAAGAUGUAAUCGAAUCUCAUGCAGUUGAUGUACUUUUUGUUGGAUCCGUCUUUCCUGAGAGAACUAGUUCGAUUAUUCUGUCCUAUGCGUUGAACGCAAUAGAAGAUAUCAAGAGAAAGGGUAGGAAGACCAUUUCUCCAUGGCGGCUAAAGCUUGGCCUAAGGAAAGUGAUUGAAAAGAUGGAUUCAAUCAAGAAAAAGGUUAUUGAGAUUAAACAAAUAAAAGGAAAUGCGGUGAAUCUCACACAUUCACCGUCUCCUACUUCAUCAACAGCUUUUAUGGGUGCCGAAAAAAGCAAGAUGGUGGGGUUUGAAGACGACUUGCUUCAGCUUAUGGAAAGGCUCACCGGACGACAACCUAAUCGGCAAAUCAUCCCAAUCGUUGGCAUGGGCGGCAUCGGUAAGACCACACUUGCUAGAAAUGUCUAUGAAAAUCCUUUAAUUGUUCAACACUUUGACAUUUGUUGUUGGGUUACGGUAUCUCAAGAAUACAGUGUCAGAAAAGUUCUCUUGGAACUUCUCUCUUGCCAAAUAAAACCCACUAGUGAAAUGGAUGGAAAAGACGAGGCUCAAUUAGGUGAACAAUUGUAUAAAUCUCUAUUUGGUAUGAGAUAUUUGAUUGUACUUGAUGAUAUGUGGAGUAUCGAUGCUUGGGAUAAAAUAAAUCGUUUCCUUCCAAAUAACAACAACCGAAGUCAAGUUGUUGUAACCACUAGACUACUAGAGGUAGCAAAUCAUUUCGGCUCUUCGAGACAUAUGAUGAGUUUUCUGGAUGAGGAUAAAAGUUGGGAACUAUUUUGUCAAAAGGCAUUUGGAAAAGAAGGUAAUUGUCCACUUGAAUUAGAGGGAAUAGGAAAGGAGAUUGUCAAAGAAUGCAAAGGAUUGCCAUUGUCAAUUGUUGUGAUUGGGGGACUUCUUGGAAAGUCCAUUAAUACACGAGAGUACUGGGAGAAGUUUGCAAAAGAAAAAAAAUCAAUUCUUAAUACACGAGGGGGUGAGGAAAGUUUGGACAUAUUAUCUUUGAGUUAUAAUCACUUGCCUGCACAUUUAAAACCAUGUUUUCUUUACAUGGGAGUUUUCCCAGAAGAUCAUGUGAUUAGUGUGUCCAAGCUCAUCAAACUUUGGGUUGCCGAAGGAUUUAUAAAACCAAAUUCAACUCAAAGUUUGGAAGAGUCUGCAGAGGGUUACUUGAAGGAUCUUGUUGACAGGAAUCUCGUUUUAGUUCGUAGGUUGGGGUCGACUGGAAAGAUGAAAACUUGCACUAUCCACGAUCUUUUAAGAGAAUUGUGCUUAAAGGUAGCUCAGAAGGAGAAAUUUCUUUGUGUGACUAGCGUUCUCGACAUUCCACUUGGCAUAGACAAGGGACAACGCAUUCGAAUCUUUCAUGCUUUUGUGUCAACAUUGCUUGACGGUUCUAAUUUGGUAAGCAAAGGGGGCAAGUUGUCAUUGAAAGUAUUGAAUGUGGUUGACAGUGAUUCUUCUUUGCGCGAUAUUUUUGAGCAAAUUAACUUGCGUUAUGUCUGCAAAUCAUAUUCCUUUAGAGCUCUUCCUCCAUCAAUUUCCUGGCUCUGGAAUCUGCAAACAUUAAUUAUUAGAGGCAAGGAAUAUUUUACUGCACCACGUGAGAUUUGGAUGAUGCUACAACUUAGGCAUCUUGAGUUCGAUAAGAUAUAUCUUCUCGAACCUCCUCCUUCGGGUGAUCUCCAAACUACUUUACCAAACCUACAAACAUUUUUCAAAAUCUUGAAUUUGGAGUUGAGUGAGGAGCUAUGUAUGACAAUACCUAAUGUCAAGAAAUUGAAAUUGAAGUAUCGUGAUUUCUCAGCUGAGAAGUACCAUCUCUACAAUCUUGACCUCCUGCAUAAACUCGAAUCACUAAGCUGCUUUUUUCAGGAAGCACCAAAGUGGGGUGAUUUGGUGCAGAACCUCAAAUUUCCAAGCUCGCUCAAGAAGCUGUCUUUAAGAAAUUCCAAUCUCCGCUGGGAAGAUUUGACAGUGAUUGGUUCAUUGCCUCAUCUCGAAGUCCUGAAAUUAAUGGGAUUGAAUUCGAUUGUCGGAAAUGAAUGGAACCCUGUUGAGGGGGAAUUCAUUCGUCUGAAAUUCUUGGGAAUUUACUAUUGUUAUGAUUUGAUGCACUGGAACGCAGACCGCUCCCAUUUUCCAGUUCUUGAGAAUCUUGUUCUUGAAGGAUUGUCGAAAUUGGAUGAGAUUCCUUUUGAUAUCGGAGAAAUACCAACACUUGGCCUUAUUGAACUGGAUGGAUGCAGCGAGUCAGCAGCCAUUUCAGCCGUGAGAAUACUGGAGGAACAAGAGAGUCUUGGGAACGAGGGCCUUCAAGUUCGAGUGAAGUUGUUGGAUAAUGCAAAAGUAGAGAGGUUUGGAGAGAAAGUGAAAGAAGAAUUUGGGAGCUUCACAAGCGGUAAUUUUCAACUUCGUGCCAUAAACAGGUUUUCGUAAGUUUUUUUUUUUUUUUUUUUUUUUUUUUUUU
Erythranthe guttata (spotted monkey flower) is the source of this 3342-nucleotide messenger RNA. Lineage: Eukaryota; Viridiplantae; Streptophyta; Magnoliopsida; Lamiales; Phrymaceae. The record is from RefSeq and is a predicted model, not a curated record.